GCCCCGCGACGCGCCGGGUGCUGGCGCAGCCCUUCGCUCUCCCGGCCUCCCCCUCCCUGGUUCCGCGCUCUGGUUCCGCCAUGGAAUCCAACAAGGAUGAAGCCGAGCGCUGUAUUAGCAUCGCCCUCAAGGCCAUCCAGAGCAACCAGCCCGACCGGGCGCUCCGCUUCCUGGAGAAGGCGCAGCGGCUGUACCCGACGCCUCGAGUUCGCGCCCUGAUCAAGUCCCUCAACCAGAAACCACAGUCGGCCGGCGACCAACCGCAACCCGCCGAGGCAACCCAGGCGACCCAUAGGAAAGCAGGUGGGGCCAGCGCCCCCUCGGCCAACGGUGAAGCCGGAGGAGGAGAGAGCACCAAAGGCUACACUGCCGAACAAGUAGCGGCCGUGAAAAGGGUCAAGCAAUGUAAAGAUUACUACGAGAUCCUGGGGGUGAGCAGAGGGGCCUCAGAUGAGGACCUGAAGAAGGCCUACCGCAGACUGGCCCUCAAGUUCCACCCUGACAAGAACCGCGCGCCUGGCGCCACUGAAGCUUUCAAAGCCAUUGGCACAGCAUACGCAGUACUUAGCAACCCAGAGAAAAGGAAGCAGUAUGACCAGUUCGGCGAUGACAAGAACCAGGCAGCCCGGCACGGCCAUGGGCACGGGGACUUCCACCGCGGCUUUGAAGCCGACAUCUCCCCUGAAGACCUCUUCAACAUGUUCUUUGGAGGUGGCUUCCCGUCUAGUAACGUCCAUGUCUAUAGCAACGGCCGCAUGCGCUACACGUACCAUCAAAGGCAGGACCGCAGGGAGAACCAGGGUGAUGGUGGGCUGGGGGUGUUUGUCCAGCUGAUGCCCAUCCUCAUCCUGAUCCUCGUGUCAGCUCUCAGCCAGCUCAUGGUUUCCAGUCCACCCUACAGUCUCAGCCUGAGACCGUCGGUGGGCCACGUCCACAGGCGAGUCACUGACCACCUGAACGUCGUUUACUACGUGGCAGACACGUUUUCUGAGGAGUACACAGGCUCCAGCCUCAAAAUGGUUGAACGGAAUGUGGAAGACGAUUAUAUUGCCAAUCUCCGAAACAACUGUUGGAAGGAAAAGCAGCAAAGGCAUCUGGAUCUAUCCGUGGGACCCUGGGGCCGUCUCACCAGAAUAACAGAGGAAGGCUUGCUGUACCGGGCCCGCUACUUUGGUGACGCAGAUAUGUACCACAAAGCACAGAAGAUGGGCACCCCGAGCUGUAACCGACUGUCAGAGGGAUCCAGCUACAGACUCUGCUUUGAGGCCGUUUGCUGGUGCCUCUGGGAGAGAGAAACAGACUGCAGGAGGGCGACGGGGCAGGGGCUGAGACUAUGAAAUCCCUGGAGAAUUUGUGGUGACAUGCACUGAGCCAAGGUGACGAACUGUAUAUUUAAGGAAAGACAAAAAAAGAAAAAAAAUUAAAAUGGAAUUGGAGGCCGGACGCUGCACAACUGCCCUCUCUCUCACCCAGUAAAUGCAGAAAGCUGUUAGGACAGACAGGAAAACCUGCCAUGGGGCUGCUUCCCUUCCUCCCAGGGCUGGCAGAGGCUCAGGCUCCACAUCGGCUCUCUCCUAGGAUACAGAAACCAUGACAACGAAAGUAGAAUGUAAAACUUGCAGCAAAUGUCUGUAGGAAGGGCUGGGGGAGGGGGCACCCAACUGCCUUUCUUCCCCCCUCCCAGGAGCUACCACCAGUCACCUCAGUGGAGGUAAUCAGAGGUGUUGGCCAAGGAUAGAGAGGAGGAGGAAAGAGAACUCUCUGUAGAAUGUAAUUUAUAGAUGCGUGUAUAUGUAUAUAUUUAUAUGUAAAUAACAUAUAAAGAUAUAUAGAUAUAUAGAGAUAUAGUCUACUUUUUAAACUAUGCAGGGAUUUGGUUAAGUUGUUGAGUUGAUUUCUUCCCUGUUUUAGAAAACAAGGCCUGUUUGGGGAAGGCAGCCUGGUCCUUCGAAGGCUAGACAUUAGCCAUAGCUGACAGCAUGAGGAAAGUUGGGCCACAGCUUUUAACGUUCCCCUCAACCCCAGCCUGUUUUUGAUGGCAGCAGUAAUCAUGAUAGCAUAAAUCUGCAGAGAACUUGGAAGGUUGCCAGCUGUAUGGUUAAACUGGAGGGGAGCAGGCUGCGGGGGAAGAAAGGACUCCUGGGGCCAGGUGCCAGGUCAGUAUUGAGUCAUGGUAGAGGCCCCAGAUGGCCUGUGGGGAUGAGACCACCCACCGCAAAUUUGGCCAGCUCAGGUGGGCGCUUCAUCCUGGUGCCCAGGAGCCCCCUGCCCCCCGUGCCACUGAGAGCAGCAGUGUUGGAGAGGGGGACCAGGUUCUGCCUGACCACCUCCCCCCUUAGUCCCUAUGUGAGUUUUGCCUUAUAGGUGCCCCAGGGCACAGCCCCAUUGUUGCUACUGGUUUUUCCUAAGUCAUGUACCAAGGACUCCAGAAGGCUUUUCCUCCCAGAGUCAACCACGUGGGGCCCAGGACGCUGGGGCAGAAGCCGACUCCUGAAGAAAGUCCGUGACCGUGGGCGCCUCUGUCUCUACCCUCCAUGGACAUGAUGCCACCCGGCCUUCUCUUGCACGUUGGAUAAAGGAUGCACCUGAACCAGAAGGGUUUUCUUAUGGUCAACCUCAAAUGAGGAUUUUUCUCAAAACAGCAGUUGCUGCCAGGGGAAGAGAGGGAGGUUUUAUUUAUUCCCACAGUUUAUACUGGGCCUUUUGGAAUUACCGUUUUUCCCAAAUUUUCCUCUGGUGGUGGGUGUGUCAUUGAGCCUGCCAUCCUCCAAAGCCUUACUACCCCAAGCUGCCAGCCAGGAGGGGAUCACCACCCUCCCAGAGCUUCUCUUGGCUCUUUUUAUAAAAGUCCCCCAACAAAUAGGAUUCUUGCUGGGAAAGGGAGCUUGGUUAAGGAGAAAUGUCAAAUACGGUUUUUAAACAAGGUCCUGCCCUGUGAUGAAGCGCCCUCCCCCCACCCCCCCCCACCCCCCUGCCCAAAGAGAUGCUCAGAACUGGAUGUGGGUGAGAGCACCCUGCCCGUGGUGGCCCUGGUGCUCGGCUCCCACCACCCCAACCCUCUGGUCUCAGUAGAUGUCCCUAGACGGGCUGAGCCAUGUGCAAUAAGAACAGAUCCUAAUGGAUCCACUGAGAAGCUGUAUUUCUUGAAAUAGAAUUCUGAAAUUGUAUAUCUAUAAAUAUAUGUUUAUUAUGUGA
Eubalaena glacialis (North Atlantic right whale) is the source of this 3195-nucleotide messenger RNA. It is a transcript of the gene DNAJB12, whose product is annotated as DnaJ heat shock protein family (Hsp40) member B12. Gene Ontology annotation, biological process: cellular response to misfolded protein. Gene Ontology annotation, cellular component: endoplasmic reticulum membrane. Bases 81 to 1337 code for a protein of 418 amino acids. Lineage: Eukaryota; Metazoa; Chordata; Mammalia; Artiodactyla; Balaenidae. The record is from RefSeq and is a predicted model, not a curated record. Gene Ontology annotation, molecular function: Hsp70 protein binding. The transcript has 11 exons.